CAGCGUGGAUGUGGUGGGAGGGGAAAAGCCCCCGGCCACGUCCCCAGCCACGUCCACGGCCACGUCCCCAUUCCUGUCCCUGCUCGCGUUCCUGUCCACGUCCCCAGCACUGUCCUCAUCCAUCACCGCAGCCCAUUCGUGUCCCCAUCCCCAGCACUGUCCCCACGCGUGUCCUCAUCCCCAUCCAUGGCCACGGCCUCCUUCACAUCCUUCUCCACCUCCCUGUUAUCCAAAGCUACACCCCCCUCGUGUCCCUCCCCCUGUCCACAUCCCUGUCCCUACCUACGUUCUUGCCCCCAUCCAUGGCCACGUCCCCAUUCGUGUCCCUUUCCUUGUCCCCAGCCCCAUCCCUCUUCCCAUUCAUGGCCAUAUUCUCACUCACAUCUCCAUUUGCAUCCCCAGCCCCAUCCCUGACCCCAUCUCUGUCCCCACAUCUGGGCCAUGCCUCUCCUCACAUUUUGACCAUCCCUGUCCCCACAUCUGAACAGACCCCAUCCCCAUACCUAGGCCAUCCCUGUCCCAGUGUCUGUGCUGUCUCUGUUCCCACAUCUGGGCCAUCCCUGUCCCCACAUCUGGACCAUCCCUGUCCCCACAUCUGGGCCAUCCCUGUCCCCACAUCUGGACAAUCUCUGUCCCCAAAUCUGUGCUGUCUCUAUACCCACACCAGACCAUUCCUGUCCCCACAUCUGGGUUGUUCCUUCCCCCCACCUGGACCAUUCCUAUUCCUAUACCUGUGCCAUCCCCAUCCCCACAUACGGACCAUCUCUGUCCCCACAUCUGUACCUUUCCUAUCCCCACAUCUGUGCUGUUCGUGUCCUCACAUCUGGACCAUCCCUGUCCCCAUAUCUGUGCCAUCCCCAUCCCCACAUCUGGGCCAUCUCUAUCCCAACAUCUGGGCCGUCCCUGCUGCUUACAGCCCCCCACACCUCUCCCCACCCCAGGGACGCACUGUGGGACCAGGCAGCCCUCAUCCCCCCACACCCUGCAAUGAGGGGCCGGGGUCUCGUGGGACGAUACUGAGCAGUGCCUCCAGCCAUGGCCGCGCUGCUGAAGGCCGUUCUGAGCGCCUCGGAGAAGGCGGCUGAGAUCGCACGGCUGUGCCGGGACGCGGAGCCGCUCUUCCGACUGCUGGUGGCCGAGAAAACCGGAGCGGAUCGGAACCAGCGCUUCUCCCACGACUUCAAGACUCUGGCGGAUGUCCUCAUCCAGGAGGUCAUCCGGCACGACCUGGGUGCCAAGUUCCCUGAGCUGCGCGGCCACAUCGGCGGCGAAGAGUCCAACGAGUUCACCAACGCCAACGGAGACACGGUGGCGGUGCGGGUGUGCGGUACGGUGGGUGAAACGGCAGCGCUGCUGGGCUCCGUGCUGCACCCCGAACGGGAGGCGGCGGAGCUGCUGGCGGCCGCGGCGCACCGGGAGGUGGCAGUCGGGGACGCGGCGCUGGAUGGCAUCACCGUCAGCAUCGCCCCCGGGGAUGUGGCCGUCUGGAUCGAUCCCAUCGAUUCCACCAACGAGUACAUCGUGGGCCGUGAGGAUGUUGUCCCCCGGGAUGGCAUCGCGCCGUCGGGGCUCUGCUCGGCGCUGGUGCUCAUCGGUGCCUAUGAACGCAGCAGUGGUCGCCCCGUGCUGGGUGUCAUCAACGAGCCGUUCCACCGCCGCCACCCCCAGACACGUGGGUGGCAGGGCCGCUACCAUUGGGGUAUUGCCUACCGGGGCACCCACCUCUCCUCUCUGAGCCCCCCACCACCACCACAACCCCCUCCCCGUGUGGUGCUGAGCCGGGCAGAGGCGCAGGAGGUGCGGGAUGCCCUGGCUUCACUCAGUGGAGGUCACCUCCAUUUCGCUGCCGGUGCCGGUUACAAGAUGCUGUGUGUCAUCCUGGGACAUGCGGAUGCCUACGUCCUCUCCGGGGGGAGCACCUUUGCAUGGGAUGCCUGUGCCCCCCACGCCAUCCUGUGUGCUCGGGGGGGUGUGGUGGCCCUGGGGGAUGCCCUGAGGGCACGGAGGGAGGGGGACAUGAGGACGCUCCCCCAGCUGACCUACAACCGCCCGACUGAGGGGGGUGGGGCUGAACGUUGGGCCACUGGGGGGCUGGUGGCCUACGUGCACCCCCAGCACUUGGAGGCGGUGCUGGAGGUGCUGGCAGCCGUGCCAGGGCUUUGAGUGGGGAGGGGUUGG
Meleagris gallopavo (turkey) is the source of this 2178-nucleotide messenger RNA. Lineage: Eukaryota; Metazoa; Chordata; Aves; Galliformes; Phasianidae. The record is from RefSeq and is a predicted model, not a curated record.